UGGCGCUGCCGUUGCUGUGGUGGCGCUGUCGAUGAAUCGUUCUUUACGUUCCCGACGGCCGUACUUCGCGUCGUGUUGAACGAAGUACUAACUUUUAUAUCCAAAGAGAUAUAAAGGAUCCGUUACAUUUCCAAUUAGAACAAUGGUCCAAAAGAAGCCAAAGAAGAAGGUAGGAAAGAAGGUAGCAGCUGCCCCAUUGGCAGUCAAGAAGGUUGAACCGAAGAAACAAACUAAUCCAUUGUUUGAAAAACGUACCCGUAACUUUGGUAUUGGACAGGAUAUUCAACCUGCACGUGAUCUGAGUCGCUUCGUAAAAUGGCCCAAGUACAUUCGUAUUCAGCGGCAAAGGGCUGUGCUCCAAAAGAGACUGAAGGUACCACCACCAAUCAACCAGUUCACACAAGCAUUGGACAAACAAACAGCUACACAGUUAUUCAAAUUGAUGGAGAAAUAUAGACCUGAAUCUGCUGCAAUGAAGAAAUUGAGGUUGAAGGCUAGAGCAGAACAAAAAGUUGCAAAAAAAGAAGACAUGCCAACAAAAAGACCCAAUGUGUUAAGAAGUGGAACAAAUACAGUAACCACACUUGUUGAACAAAAGAAAGCUCAACUUGUUGUGAUUGCACAUGAUGUUGAUCCAAUUGAGAUUGUACUUUUCCUGCCAGCUCUUUGCCGUAAAAUGGGCGUACCUUACUGUAUAAUAAAAGGCAAAGCACGUUUGGGACGUCUCGUCAGACGUAAAACUUGCACUGCAGUAGCUCUGACUCACGUGGAUUCCGGUGACAGAGCCAACUUCUCAAAAAUAGUUGAAGCUAUUAAGACGAACUUCAAUGAUAGAUACGACGAAAUCCGACGUCAUUGGGGCGGUGGUCUGUUGGGCAGCAAAUCUGCUGCUAGGAUAGCUAAGUUGGAGAAAGCUAAAGCUAAGGAACUUGCGCAGAAACAGGGUUAACGUCAUCCUGUUCAUCGGGUAUUGUUUACCAUGUAUAACAAUAAAAUAUAAAAAUCAAA
Messenger RNA from Hylaeus volcanicus, 1008 nucleotides. RefSeq names its product 60S ribosomal protein L7a (gene RpL7A). Bases 143 to 949 code for a protein of 268 amino acids. Gene Ontology annotation, cellular component: ribonucleoprotein complex. The record is from RefSeq and is a predicted model, not a curated record. Gene Ontology annotation, biological process: ribosome biogenesis. Lineage: Eukaryota; Metazoa; Arthropoda; Insecta; Hymenoptera; Colletidae. The transcript is spliced from 6 exons.